Messenger RNA from Saccharomyces eubayanus, 3837 nucleotides. RefSeq names its product sister chromatid cohesion factor PDS5 (gene PDS5). Gene Ontology annotation, cellular component: nucleus; chromatin. The transcript has a single exon. The coding region runs from base 1 to 3837 and encodes 1278 amino acids. Gene Ontology annotation, biological process: mitotic sister chromatid cohesion; DNA repair. NCBI's taxonomy places the organism in Eukaryota, Fungi, Ascomycota, Saccharomycetes, Saccharomycetales, Saccharomycetaceae. The record is from RefSeq and is a predicted model, not a curated record.
AUGGUAAAAGGAGCCGUGAGUAAGCUGAAGUUCAAGUCACCUAUAAUAUCCACUUCGGAGCAUCUGAUAUCAACAAAUGAACUUCUAGAUCGUUUGAAGGCUCUACACGAAGAACUGGCUGCUUUGGAUCAGGAUAAUGCCGACUUAACUGGACUGGACAAAUAUCGAGACGCCUUGGUCAAUAGAAAACUUCUAAAACAUAAAGAUGUGGGGAUUCGUGCCUUUACUGCCUGCUGCCUGAGCGAUAUUCUAAGACUAUAUGCUCCAGAUGCGCCUUAUACGGAUGCUCAACUAACAGACAUUUUCAAAUUGGUGCUCUCCCAAUUCGAACAACUGGGUGACCAAGAAAAUGGCUAUCAUAUUCAACAAACUUAUCUAAUUACCAAGCUACUAGAAUAUAGAUCAAUUGUAUUAAUAGCCGACUUGCCCAGUUCAAGUAAUUUAUUAAUCGAACUUUUCCAAAUAUUUUACGAUUCUAAUAGGUGUUUCCCUUCAAGGCUUUACAACGUUAUUGGCGGUAUUCUUGGUGAAGUUGUCUCUGAAUUUGAUUCUGUUCCACUAGAGGUAUUGAAAUUGAUUUUCAAUAAAUUUCUAACCUAUAAUCCAAACGAAAUCCCCGAAGGUUUGAACGUUCGUUCCGAUUGUGGCUACGAGGUUAGCUUAAUUUUAUGCGAUGCUUAUUCCAAUAGAAUGAGUAGACAUCUGACCAAAUACUACUCCGAGAUUAUUCAUCAGGGAGCCAGCGAUAAUAAUGAUUCUAGAACACUCACUGUGAUAGCAAAACUACACAAACUGGUUUUAAGACUUUGGGAAACUGUUCCAGAAUUAAUUUCUGCAAUAAUCGGAUUUAUUUAUCAUGAGCUAUCUUCGGAUAACGAACUAUUCAGAAAAGAAGCUACUAAACUAAUCGGUCAAAUACUUACCUCAUAUUCGGAUCUGAAUUUCGUUUCCACACACACUGAUACGUUUAAGACUUGGAUUUCUAAAAUUGCUGAUAUUAGUCCUGAAGUUAGGGUCCAGUGGACAGAAUCAAUUCCCAAUAUUUUAACUACAAGAGAUGAUAUAUCCAAGGAACUCAAUCAGGCUUUGGCAAAAACAUUUAUCGAUUCUGAUCCUCGUGUGCGUAGGGCUUCCGUUAUGAUCUUUAACAAGGUCCCUACUAUUGAAAUAUGGAAAAGCAUUACCAAUAAAGCCAUUUAUACAUCAUUGCUACAUUUAGCCCGAGAAAAACAUAAAGAAGUUAGAGAUUUGUGUAUAAACACUAUGGCCAAGUUUUAUUCAAGCUCAUUGAACGAAGUCGAAAGAACUUAUCAAAAUAAAGAAAUCUGGGAAAUAAUCGAUACCAUACCAUCCACCUUAUAUAAUCUUUAUUACAUCAAUGAUUCGAACAUUAAUGAACAAGUUGAUAAUGUAAUUUUUGAGUAUCUACUGCCCUUUGAGUCAGAUAACCAUAAAAGAGUCCAUAGAAUAUUAACGGUAUUAUCACAUUUUGAUAAGAAAGCAUUUACUUCGUUUUAUGCAUUUAAUGCAAGACAAAUCAAAGUGUCAUUUGCCAUGUCCAAAUACAUUGAAUUCAGCGAAUAUUUGAACGAUCAAGAGAAUGCAAACUCAUCUCAAGGACCAUUGAUAUUGAGCAAAUACAACCAAACUAUCCAAUGGCUAGCGUCUGGUCUGCCUGAUUCUAUAAAGGCCAUUGAUUCUCUAGAGACUAUAAAACAAUUUAAUGAUAAGAGGAUUUUCUAUUUGAUAAACACCUGUAUCACUAACGAUAUUCCAUUUGCCACUUUAAAAAACUGUUUUAAUGAAUUAAUUAAUAAAUUACAAACACCCGGAUUAUUCAAGAAAUAUAAUAUAUCUACCGGGGCUUCUAUAAUGCCGCGCGAUAUUGCCAAGGUGAUUCAAAUUUUGCUGUUUAGAGCUUCACCAAUAAUCUACAACGUGUCUAAUAUAAGCGUCUUGUUGAAGCUUCCCAAUAAUUCCGAUCCAAAGCAUUUAAAUUUAAAGAGGAAAAUUUUGGAUGAUAUUUCAAAAGUCAAUCCUACCUUAUUCAAAGAUCAAAUCAGGACGUUGAAGACAAUUAUCAAGAAUUUGGAUGAUACAGAUGCGGAAAAACAUGAUACCUUGACACUAGAAGAAGCCCUAAAGACGUUAUACAAAACUUCCAAAACCCUAAAGGAUCAGGUCGACUUUGAAGAUACGUUUUUUUUCACUAAACUAUACGACUUUGCCGUUGAAGGUGAACCAGAAAUUGCUAAAUACUCUACAAAACUAAUUGCUCUAUCACCGAAAGCGGAAGAAACGCUAAAGAGAAUAAAAACUCGGAUCCUGCCUUUAGAUUUGAAAAAGGACAAACAUUUCACAUCUCAUAUUAUAGUCCUUAUGGAAGCUUUCAAAAGCUUCCCCCAUAUUUUAAAUGAUGAUUCAACUGAUAUCAUAUCAUACUUAAUCAAAGAAGUUUUAUUGUCAAAUCAAGUCGUGGGUGAUUCGAAGAAGGAAGUCGAUUGGAUAGAAGAUUCUUUAUUAGAUGAAUCGAAAUAUUCUGCAAUUGGUAACAAAGUUUUUACUUUAAAACUGUUUACUAACAAGCUAAGAUCAAUUGCACCUGAUGUUCUUCGAGAUGAAUUAGCAGAAAGUUUUACUGAGAAAACUAUGAAGUUGUUCUUUUAUUUAAUUGCAAGUGGUGGUGAAUUAAUAUCUGAAUUUAAUAAAGAAUUCUAUCCCACUCCAAGUAAUUAUCAAACGAAAUUGAGAUGUGUGGCAGGAAUCCAAGUUCUAAAAUUAGCCAAAAUUUCCAACUUAAAUAACUUUAUUAAGCCUUCAGAAAUUAUUAAGCUUGUGAAUUUAGUGGAAGAUGAAUCAUUGCCAGUAAGGAAGGCAUUUUUAGAGCAAUUGAAGGAUUAUGUUGCUAAUGAACUAAUUUCAAUUAAGUUUCUACCCUUAAUUUUCUUUACUGCAUAUGAACCAGAUAUAGAAUUAAAAACAACAACAAAGAUAUGGAUAAAUUUUACGUUUGGCCUAAAAUCAUUUAGAAAAGGAACAAUUUUUGAAAGAGUACUGCCAAGAUUAAUACAUGCAAUUUCUCAUCAUCCUGAUAUAGUAGAGGGUUUAAAAUCCGAAGGUGACGCAUAUCUGAAUGCUUUGACAACUGCAAUUGAUUAUUUGCUGUUUUACUUUGAUUCUAUCGCUGCUCAAGAGAACUUUAGUUUAUUGUAUUACUUAUCAGAAAGGGUAAAAAAUUAUCAAGAUAAACUAAUUGAGGACGGGGAAGAUAAUGAAGAUGACGAGGAACAGGAACAAAAAGCACCAAACAAGGGCGAAUCUCGUGGUGAGAAGAUGUACAUAAUUGGAGAACUCUCGCAAAUGAUUCUAUUGACUUUGAAGGAAAAAAGGAAUUGGCAACAUUCAGCGUAUCCUGGUAAAUUAAACUUACCAUCCGAUUUAUUCAAACCUUUUGCUACCGUUCAGGAUGCACAAUUAUCAUUUAAAACAUAUCUACCAGAGAACUUAACUGAGAAAAUACAAAAUAACAUAAGAGCCAAAAUAGGACGCAUCCUUCAUACAUCACAAACUCAAAGACAAAGGUUGCAGAAAAGGCUAUUAGCCCAUGAGAACAAUGAAUCACAGAAGAAAAAGAAAAGAGUUCACCAUGUGAGACCAAAGCAUCACGAUGAUGAAAGUGACGAAGAUGAAAAAUCAGGCAGUGACAAUGAUAGUUAUUCGCCUUCUAACAAGAACGAAAACAGAAGAGUAUACGAGAAUGUUGUAAAGAAGAAAUUAAGAGUCAGAAAGGAAAUAGAUUACAAAGAUGAUGAAGAUGAUGAUAUAGAAAUGGUUUAG